AUAAAACACCGCGGUGACGGAGCCGACACCAGCACUCCAUCCACUGCUCUCCACACACGACCAUGAGGCUCCUACUGGUCUCCGCCUUGUUACUGGCCGCUGUAGCCGCAGUCCGAAGUGGAGCCACAAGGGAUAAGAAACAGGACAAGAGAGGAAUCCUGAGUGGCAUCGGAGGCGGCUACGGAGGCGGCUACGGAGGCGGUUAUGGAGGCGGCUAUGGUGGAUACGGUUUGAGCAGCGACAUUGGAUAUGGCAGCUCUAGUCUGAGCAGUGGUCUGGGAUAUGGCUACGGUUCCGGUGGCUACUCUAUCGGAUCUGGAAUUGGCCUUGGGUCUGGUCUCGGUUCUGGAAUCGCGCUCAGCUCUGGUGUAGGAUACGGCUACGGAUCAGGCGGUUACGGCGGUAGUUAUGGAGUCGGCCUUGGUUCAGGACUAGGCUCUGGUUUUGGGUUGGGCUCCGGUGUUGGCUCUGGCGUUGGAAUCGGCUCCGGUAUCGGCCUCGGCUCCGGUAUUGGAUUGGCAACGGCACCAGCGGUGCAGACUGUGACCCGGACCGUAGCAGUUCCUGUGCCCCAGGCCGUGCCCGUGACCGUCAACAGGCCCGUUCCCGUGCCAGUUCCUCAGCCCGUCCCAGUGUCUGUGCCCAGGCCCUACCCCGUCAGAGUUCCUCACCCUGUUCCCGUCUCCGUGCCCAAGCCGUACCCUGUCAGCGUGCCCAAGCCAUACGCCGUGCCUGUUCCUCAUGCCGUGCCUGUGCCAGUCCCUCAGCCCUACGCCGUCAGGACCCCUUACCCCGUUCCCGUGCGAGUGCCCCAGCCCGUGGCUGUGCCAGUGCCUCACCCCGUGCCUGUGGAUAGGCCAGUAGUCGUCGGUUCCAGUGGCCUGGGAGGAGGAAUCAGCAGCAUCGGCCUCGGAGGAGGUAUCAGCUACGGAUCUGGAAUCGGAGGAGGUAUCAGCGGUGUCAGUCUUGGCGGCUCCAGCCUGGGAGGUAUCGGCUACGGAUCUGGAAUUGGAGGAGGCAUUAGUGGCGUCAGUCUUGGCAGCGGUAGCCUGGGAGGUAUCGGCUACGGAUCUGGAAUCGGAGGAGGCAUUAGUGGAGUCAGUCUUGGCAGCGGCAGCCUGGGAGGUAUCGGCUACGGAUCUGGAUUCGGAGGAGGCAUUAGUGGAGUCAGUCUUGGUGGUGGCUACGGUUCCGGAUACGGUUAUGGUUCGGGUCUCGGAUCAGGUUACAGUUUGGGAGGCGGCGGAUACGGCAUCGGCAGCACAGGCCUUGCAACCGCGAGCUUAGGAGGAUCCGGUUAUGGACUGGGAUCCGGCUCUAAGUACGGGUCUAGUUAUGGGUCACACAAGAUCUGGUAAUGCGUGCCAGAAUGUUUGGUGGGGCAGCUGAAAGUACCUGUACCUGUAAACUUUAAAGUUUUGCCUGAAAUAUCAUGGUCUCAUUUUAGUAAAUUGUGAGUUUUCAUAGUUAACUUUUUUUGAAACUGACCCAAUAUUUUUUUGUAUUUUUUUAUAUGUGUUUGUAUAUUCUGUGGAUGAAGUGUUCUUUUUUGUAUAAUUCUAUUGAUCUUGAAUAAAAGUUAUAAAGAUCAUUUAA
Bacillus rossius redtenbacheri is the source of this 1596-nucleotide messenger RNA. RefSeq names its product elastin-like. Bases 63 to 1358 code for a protein of 431 amino acids. Lineage: Eukaryota; Metazoa; Arthropoda; Insecta; Phasmatodea; Bacillidae. The transcript is spliced from 2 exons. The record is from RefSeq and is a predicted model, not a curated record.